CCCACAGUUCCGAGCCUGGCAGUGCUGUUCCACGCACUAGAUGAGCAGCAGCAGCAGCAGCAGCAGCUCCCAACUUAGAGGAACAUGUCUCCAGCCAUCACGAAGGACGGACUGAGAGCUCGGCGCACAGAGGACCUUCUGCCGUUGUGCUGAGAGAAGCCCAGAGUGGAGCCCAGGUCCUGUUGUGGGCUAAUUAAAUCCCCAGGAUAACGCCACUGACUGACCACCCCGCCUUCCAUUUCCCCUGGUUCACCGGGAAAAAAAACAACACAACUUGUCCUGAGCGGGACGUCAUCCUGGUCUGACCCUUCACCCUCCCUCCUCUGCCUCCUCAUGUUCCUCCAGACGGAGAGGAGCGCAGGGCGAGCACACGCAGCCCGCCGGCCGCCGCUGCUGCUGCACGCUUCCUGACGGGCCAUGGCGCUCCGGAGGAGGCUGGCACUCGGCGCGUUGACCGGCGGCUCCCUGCUGGUUAUCUACAUCCUGUGCAGGUACCUGGAGAACCAUCUGUCCCUAGUACCUCUGGGACAUUGCCACGGCUCCACGCAGAGACCCAGCAGCUCACAAGACUCUCUGGUCAGACAGAGCAACAGUGACCAGUGGAGCCACCCGCCCCACACCUCCACCCUUCCCCCAGAGCUCUCCUCUGGAACAGUUCUGCCUAAGCACCCGCAGACUCCCACUCCAAAGACUCAAACAGCCACAGCUGCUAAACACAAACCAGGAGAGAACAAUUCCCUGGACAACUUAAAGACAACAGAGCCUCCAUACAUCGGAGACACUUACAUGAGAGAAGUCAUCCCACCACAAACAAACUGCUCCGACGGUAUCCGAAGUCGGAUCACCAAAACAGAAUUGAGCGGACGGUUCCUGAAAGACGUUCCUGUCCUGCAGUGGGCCGAACACGUCACUCCUAAACAGCACCAGCGCCUGAGCCGCUACCCAGGAGCACAUGGCUGGGGCGGGAUCGAAUACAAGACAUUGGUGGAAACUCUGUUUGUCCUCAACUCUUCUGCUAACUGGCAGCUGCUGGACAACUGGAAGGAUCUCGGGAAUGAAUCCGAGUGCAUCCGCUGCGCCGUGGUGGGGAACGGAGGGAUCCUCAAGGACUCAAAGAAAGGGAAGGAGAUUGACAGUCAUCACUACGUCUUCAGGACCAACGGGGCAAUCAUUAACGGCUUUGAGCAGGACGUGGGGUCUCGGACCACCCACUACACCUUCUCCACCAACACACUGAUGAACUCCAUGAGGGGCUACUCCCGCGCCGGCUUUAAAGGACCCCCUCAGUCUAAAGAAACGCGCUACGUGUUCCUGCCAGAUCACGGCCGUGAUUACCUGCUGAUGAAGGCUGCAGUGACACACACUCCGGUGGAGCAAGGACCUGAGAAAGGCAAAGAUCCCUCCAAGUACUUUGGACAGGACGUGUCUGCAGAAAAGCUAAAGAUGUACCACCCCGAUUUCAUCCGUUACCUCCGAAACAGAUUCCUUCGUUCUAGUGCUCUGAAAACCAAAUAUAAGGACAUUUACCGUCCGUCAACAGGCGCUGUGAUGUUGUUGGCUGCGCUGCAUACUUGUGACCAGGUGAGUGCGUACGGCUUCAUGACCCCAGACUAUAAGAACUACUCCGACCACUACUACGACAAAACCAACCACAGAGUGGGCUUUUACAUCAACCACGACCUGCGGAUGGAAAUGAAUCUGUGGCAGCAGCUGCACCAGGCGGGGCUCAUACGACUCUACAUGCACAAUGAAGUUAGCUCGAACCAGAAAUAACGUCGUCCCGUCUGUCUGCACACGAGUUACCGGCACGGUCCUAAAGGGAGACAGAUGGACAACUUUUCCUGCCUUGGCUCAAAAUGACUCUGAACUGAGCAAAAACAAAUACAUUUUAUUUAACAUUGGAUGCAUCAUCAUUACAUUUUCUAGAAAUAUCCAAUGCCCUCAGAGGAUGAAUCCUUAAUGACUUUGGCGAUAUCCUGAUUCUUUUAUUUUUUUUUGUCCAACACUUUACGUUAUCCACAAAACUUAAGGGCAUUCCCAGCAACCUGUGCUACUUUGUUUAGCGCUAAUAAGCAAAUGUUAGCAUGCUAACACGCUAAUCUAAGGUGGUAAACAUUUCACCUGCGAAACACCGGCAUGUUAGCAUGCUAAUAAUAGCAUUUAACCAAAAGCGCUGUUUUGUCACAUAAUUCAGUGUUUACGAGCAACCAAAUACGAGAAAAGGUUCACGGUAACCUCAGUUUUAUUUCUGAGUGAGAGGAAUUUUCUGUCAACAAAGUUGGCAGUUGCAUCAACACCAAUACAGUCUAUUCAGCUAAUUUAGAACGAGCUAUACACACUGAAGGUUAGCAAAAGUAGACUAUUUACUAUGGGUGUAAAAGUAGAUGCUCUUGAGUAUCGCAAUAUGUUUUAUGAUGUGACCGUAUAGAUUCUCCAGAACUCUCAUUUUUAAAUUAAUACUGAAUGUGAAAAGAUUUGUGGCAGAAAGUGUUUUAUUUUGAGUUGGCUUAACGACCGACUGCUGGGUAGCAGUGUUGCAAUCUAUCUUCAGACUUCGGAGUCUUUCACUCCAACGUAUGCAUAUGGUGGUGUGUUCUUUAUCUUUGACUUUUUUCCUUAAAUUAGAUAAGUAAUCUCACUAUAGUCUCCCAUUGCCAGACCUACCUCCACAGAGCUGGCAAGUCCACACAGCACUCUGGGAUGGGAGAAAAACAUGCUCUGGUUUAUUGGCAUUUCUUUAAACCAAUCACAGUCGUCUUGGGCGGCGCUUAAGACGCCGGACGGAGCCAGUGUCUCUGUGGGCAUACAUGUGUUUGGUGGAACAUGUGCACGUUCAAAGGUUGUUUUAGUCGUGCAACAGAAAACUCAGAUUGGACAGAUAGUCUAG
Messenger RNA from Perca flavescens (yellow perch), 2887 nucleotides. RefSeq names its product ST6 (alpha-N-acetyl-neuraminyl-2,3-beta-galactosyl-1,3)-N-acetylgalactosaminide alpha-2,6-sialyltransferase (gene st6galnac). Gene Ontology annotation, molecular function: sialyltransferase activity. The record is from RefSeq and is a predicted model, not a curated record. NCBI's taxonomy places the organism in Eukaryota, Metazoa, Chordata, Actinopteri, Perciformes, Percidae. The coding region runs from base 418 to 1773 and encodes 451 amino acids. The transcript has 10 exons.